This is a messenger RNA of Sycon ciliatum, 1101 nucleotides long. RefSeq lists its product as uncharacterized. The record is from RefSeq and is a predicted model, not a curated record. Gene Ontology annotation, biological process: mitochondrial electron transport, NADH to ubiquinone. The transcript has 3 exons. NCBI's taxonomy places the organism in Eukaryota, Metazoa, Porifera, Calcarea, Leucosolenida, Sycettidae. The coding region runs from base 240 to 677 and encodes 145 amino acids.
CAACAGUGCAUGCAGUAGCCGCUGUCCUGUGUAGUGUUUUCUUCUCGUGAAACAACUGAACACCUUCUUUCCUAAUUCUAGAUCCACUUACGCACAGUAGCCUUUUUGCUGAAUCGGAUCGUUACAUGGUGCUUCUUUCUCGUGCCGCUGGGUAGGACGAUCAGAAGUCAAAUUUUGGAGGUGGGCGGCCAACAAACUUCACAUUAAUUUUGAUGUUGAGCCGCUGACGGAGCGAGAAGAUGCCAAAACCGUCCCUGCCACAUAUCAUAUCCACGCCCGCCUUGUCGGCCGAGCAGCGUGUUUGGAGACUCUACAGGAAUGCGUGUAGGACAGCGCUGGACCAUAGUCGGUAUCGCUCGCAGUGGCAGAAGGACAGAGUACAGAUUCGCGAGCGAUUUGAGGCCAACAAGGACUUGACGGACCCCGACAUGCUUGAGAAGCUAGUCGGGAUGGGGGAAGAAGAAGUCAGACUGAAGCAGCAUCCACUGAACACGCGUCACCCUAAAGCCCCGUACGGUACGAAAUGGCAACGGAACAUGCAGUUGCCACCACAGGCGCUGUGGCUAACGGCUGACGAGGAGGUGUGGUUCAAGGACACGCUCUUUUACACGCAGAAUCCACGCAAGCCGACGUUCUACCGACGAGUCCUGCGUUUUGUAGGCUUGAGUGGCUACUAAUCACUGAGUGGCUGUACGUGUGUGUGUGCGUGUGUGCACGCAUAGGCUGGGCUGGUGACCACCAGAAAUUGUCGAGAGAUUUUCAUCUCUCCGGAAGUUUACACUGUCUCGGAUUCUGAUGUCCACGUUCGACCUACGGGGCCUGUGCUGUUGUGAAGAAAUGCUGUACAUAUUUUUGCUUGCUAGUCUGAUAUGCUCUAUAUGCUAAGUUAUAUCACCCUGUUUUGGCUUGUUUUGUUUGGCUUAUCAAUUUUUGACCCGUUCACCGACCAUGCUGGUCUAAGCAUGGCAGUGUGAAGCUACCUGACGGUUGGAAACCCCAGCUGUUCUGUCACUGACUCGCAGUCACAUUAUGUUGCAUGAUUGCAAGCUAGUCUCUCUAACACAUAAUUAUAAAAUUAAUGGAAGUAGUUUUGGAAAGUUG